GUUCUCUUUCUUUUUCUAAACCCAGAUUCUCAUUCUCUCCCUUUCUGAAUAUACACCUUCCCCCGGAUUCCGAUUCCCUUUCAAGAUUACAUCUUUAAACCCAAAUUCUCCUUCUCUAGGGUUUUACUCCUAAGCGUCAUGAGAGCCAAAUUGGUGGUGUUUCCUAUAAGAGGCAAGAACUGGUGCUUCAGCAAAACCAUCGAUCACUCUUUCCCCGCAGCCCCUGCCUCCUCUCAAUCUCCUUCAACCCUGAAAGACCUUUGGACCAACAUCAAUGUUGCCAAACCCAUUAACGCCAAAGCUGAGCUCUUGGUGGACUACAUCGCCAACAAGAUGAAUGUGGCUUGGGUUGGCUUGGAAAGAGCGCCAGAUAAGUCUCUCAAGAAGAAGAUUCAUGGGUUGGGGCUGUGGCUCCUGUCGCGGGUUAAGCCCUCCGAGAUAUUUUUGAAGUCUAUUUCGAAGGAGAUCACUAGUGUUGAAGUCAUUUACCCAUCAAGUUUGAAUGCUCAACUUGUUCGUCGAAGAGUAAGACAUAUUGCUAUGAGGGGAACAGUUAUUCACAGGAAAUACUUUUAUGGUUCAGUUUCAUUAAUUCCAUUGACUUCUGCACUUAGCGUUUUACCGUUACCUAAUGUCCCAUUCUUCUGGGUUUUAUUUCGCACUUAUUCUCAUUGGAGAGCUCUGCAAGGAAGUGAGAAACUGUUUCAACUAGUCUCAGAUAGCAGCAAGACUUCAAACACUUAUACAGAUAAAAAGAAAACUGAGCACAAAGACUCUAAAAGUGAAAGCCACAGUUCGCAUAAACCAUCUUGGGUGUUGCGGCCAUCCAAAGAACUAGAGAAUCUUGUUCGUCUAGAAAAUGGUCAAGACAGUCUUAGUCAACAUGUCAUCGAAAAUAUUUGCAAGAUAUAUGACCUCAAUACCCAAGAUGUUAUAAAAUAUGAGAGGUCUAUUUUUUGAAUCAGUUUUGUAAUACUACAUUUACUUCCUUUGGAUUUUCUUAAUAGUGUAUUUGGAUGAGAAAUUUAAAUUAAUUCAUUUGUUUGAAGAAUUUUAA
Molecule: messenger RNA, 1057 nt
Organism: Cajanus cajan (pigeon pea)
Lineage: Eukaryota; Viridiplantae; Streptophyta; Magnoliopsida; Fabales; Fabaceae
Product: K+-H+ exchange-like protein
Biological process (GO): potassium ion transport; proton transmembrane transport
Cellular component (GO): mitochondrial inner membrane
Source: RefSeq, a predicted model, not a curated record